Molecule: messenger RNA, 2265 nt
Organism: Pygocentrus nattereri (red-bellied piranha)
Lineage: Eukaryota; Metazoa; Chordata; Actinopteri; Characiformes; Serrasalmidae
Gene: b3gat3
Product: beta-1,3-glucuronyltransferase 3 (glucuronosyltransferase I)
Exons: 5
Coding region: 502-1494 (330 amino acids)
Biological process (GO): carbohydrate metabolic process; chondroitin sulfate proteoglycan biosynthetic process
Cellular component (GO): Golgi membrane
Molecular function (GO): galactosylgalactosylxylosylprotein 3-beta-glucuronosyltransferase activity
Source: RefSeq, a predicted model, not a curated record
CUCGUUCAGGGGAAUGUAAUGAAUGUUGCUCCACGGCGGAAAACGCUGGCGCUCCGUAAGAGCCGAUUCUGCUGCGAUGACAGUCCCGGAGCUUUAUGGCUGGUCUUGCACAAAAUGAAGAAGAACUGGAAGAGCUUAUUACACUGUCUGGACUGGUUUGAGGAGGCAAACGGUAACGUUGCGUUAGGAGGUGUCGCUGACCGCCAGCUGCUGGUCAGUGGGCUCACUGUUAGCACUGUUAGCACUGUCACAGCUGUGAAGGCUCACACUGCUCGCUCUCUGGAUACCACGAGCUCGCCGUUUACCGGCCUUUUCGCAUAAUUGCGUUUAUGACAGAUUGAAGCUGGUCGCCAUGCCAUCAUGAUUUGCUUUGGGACACUCCCACUAAUCCAGAGUCACUCAAAAGAAAUACCUGCGCUCUCUCCUCGCUGUCCUCAGUCUCCUCGCUGUCCUCAGUGUCCUCGGUGUCCUCAGCAUUAAGUCAGCAGUUCAGCUGCAAAAAUGAAGCUCAAACUUAAGACUGUGUUCCUGCUCUACUUCAUGGUGUCUCUGAUGGGGCUCGUCUAUGCACUGAUGCAGUUAGGUCAGCGCUGUGACUGUAGAGAACAUGACUUGCCUAAAGAUCGAACCAUCUCUCAAUUGAGGGGCGAGCUGCAUAAAUUACACGAACAAAUGAGAAAGUCAGAACCAACAAAAGCCUCCAAGAAAACUAGUCUGCCAACCAUCUAUGUAAUAACGCCUACUUAUGCAAGACUGGUGCAGAAGGCUGAGCUCACUCGUUUGUCCCAGACGUUCCUGCAUGUUCCUCAGCUUCACUGGAUCCUCGUGGAGGAUGCUCCACACAAGACGCCUUUAGUCAGAGACUUUCUUGCUGCCUCUGGUCUGACUUACACCCACCUCCACAUGCUAACCCCUAAAGAGAGAAAACUCCAGGAGGGUGACCCCACCUGGCUAAAGCCUCGAGGAGCUGAGCAGAGGAAUGAGGGCCUGCGCUGGCUGAGGGAAAUGGCUGCUGCAGCUGGGGGGAAGGGACCGACUAUUGAGAGCGCUGUUGUGUAUUUUGCUGAUGAUGACAACACAUACAGCCUGCAGCUCUUUGAAGAGAUGCGAUACACUGUGAAGGUCUCCGUUUGGCCAGUGGGACUGGUUGGGGGGAUGAAGUUUGAGCGGCCUGUGGUGGAGAACGGGAAAGUAGUUCGGUUCCACACUGGAUGGCGUCCCAGUCGCCCCUUCCCGAUCGACAUGGCUGGCUUUGCUGUCUCCCUAAAACUGGUACUGGACAACCCUGAAGCUCGGUUUGAUGGUGAUGCACAGAUUGGCUUCCUGGAAAGCAGCUUCUUGCAAAACAUGGUUACUAUGGAGGAGCUGGAGCCCAAAGCUGACAUGUGCAAUAAGGUGCUGGUGUGGCAUACUCGCACGGAAAAGCCAAAGAUGAAGAGGGAAGAGGCUCUCAUAAAGCAGGGUCUAGGAUCAGAUCCCAAUGUGGAGGUGUGAGUCCAUCCCCUCCAGAAACAUUCACACAUACACACACGUCUGAAAUUCUUCCAGACUGCUAAAAUGAGAAUACGACUAAGAGGUUUACCAUAUUGCCAUGUUUAAAUAAUUCUUUAUUGUUAAAAAUUCUAGUGCAUUUUCAGGUGUACAGUCUGAGGGGAAAAAGGGUACGUCUUCAGUACCUUUACUUUGGGAACUAUAAAAAAAAAAAGUCCCAUAUAAUUGGGAAUUAUUUUUUAUGUUACAUUAACUCAACUCUGUCUCAACUCAGGCUUUUAUUUUAUUAUUCUUUAAAAUGUUAGGCUAUGAAAAGGUAAAAAAUGUGUACCUUUCCCCUGGGAAGAGGAAUGUAGUGAACCUGUAAAACUCAUUUAAGAUACACAGUUGGACUAUAGGACCAUUGUUGUACCUACAUGUAGGAAAAAAUUACUUUCUGUGAACACAAAUGUACCCAGAGUACCCUUUUUCUGACAGUGUUUAGUGAAAUUAGAGAACAGCAUUAAGUCUUGAAUCUUAUUGACUAAGAUCAUUUUAGUCCUAGAGUGUCAGAAAUACUAUGGACCACCACACUGGUCUGAAAUGUCAGUCUUGUUGUAUUUGCAGCAGUCAGUAUUCAUCGAACUGAAUGUACCUUUUAUGAUUUAAUGACAUCUGAAAUGGUCUUAAAAGACCUGAAGAAAGUAAACAAUGACCUCUGAUCUAGUAUUAUGACAAGUAUUAUGUUUCAUACAAGUUUUUCCCGUCCUGCAAACACACUGGACUCUGGCCUUA